Molecule: messenger RNA, 2444 nt
Organism: Thermothielavioides terrestris NRRL 8126
Lineage: Eukaryota; Fungi; Ascomycota; Sordariomycetes; Sordariales; Chaetomiaceae
Exons: 3
Coding region: 132-2132 (666 amino acids)
Biological process (GO): mitotic DNA replication checkpoint signaling; cell division; DNA replication initiation
Cellular component (GO): nucleus
Molecular function (GO): DNA replication origin binding; ATP hydrolysis activity
Source: RefSeq, a predicted model, not a curated record
GCAGGCGCGACGCCAAUUCACAGGCGCGUCGGAAGCUUCCUUCCUCAGCAACACGCACUUUCCUCUCAACCAGCUUCGUGCUUUCUUCCUCUGCAGUCCACCACCGCCACUUGCACUUUCCAAACGGCAAAAUGGCAUCGACAACACUAGGAAAGAGGACGCGAAGCUCCAGAGAAGCGGAGCCCAAGCUGAGUCUCGACUUCGACUUCUCGGCCAAGCGCGCCAGGCGGACACCAAAAAAGGCCAGCGAGAAGCAGCUCCCCGUCCCCAGUGACGUUGAGAACGUUGAGAACGAGGAAAAUGAAUUACCCGAAUCGGAACCCGGGAGGGAGGUUGAAUCUUCUUCGAAACCCCAGUCUCGGCGGACGUCUGUCGCCAACACUGUUAAGAGCUAUAAUGUCGCACCCGUCACACCGUCAACGCCUCGCCACUACGAUGUCUUCGCUCGGAGCACAACAACCCCGCGUCAUCGGGUCAUGUCUGUCGGUAGGCUGUCGAAGCGGAUGACCCCUCAGUCGCCCCUCACGCCCGCCAUCCUGCAGACAGUCUACCAUCAGGCGCGGCAGCUCUUCUCUCGCAGCGCAGAUCCCGGACAGCUGAUUGGACGCGACGAGGAGCGCGCCAAACUCCAGCAGUUCCUCGCGCGUUGCACGACGCCGCAUCCGAGCGGAUGUCUCUAUGUCAGUGGCCCUCCCGGCACAGGCAAGAGCGCCAUGGUGGACAAGAUUACCGAGGAGACCGCUUCCGGCUCGGAUUCCAUCAGAAAGGCGUACGUCAAUUGUAUGAGCAUCAAGUCGUCCAAGGACCUGUACAUCACGCUUUUGGAACAACUUGGCGGCGAAUCGGACAUGUUGGAGGGCGACCUGGUGGAGGCGCUGCAGAAGCUCUUGCUCUGCAAGAAGACAACCAAUGUAUUCCUGGUUGUGCUGGACGAGAUCGACCAUAUCUUGACCAUGGACCCGGAGAGUCUAUACCGCGUUUUCGAGUGGUCCCUGCAAAGGACGUCGAGGCUCACAUUGGUGGGCAUCGCCAAUGCGCUGGAUCUUACCGACCGGUUUCUCCCGCGGCUCAAGUCACGGAACCUGAAGCCGGAGCUGCUCCCGUUCCUCCCGUACACCGCACCUCAGGUUAAGAGGAUCAUCACAGAACGCCUCAAGAGCCUGGCUCCCAAGGGCGCCGCUGCCGACUUCGUCCCGUUCUUCCACCCCGCCGCCAUCGAGCUGUGCGCCCGCAAAGUCUCCAGCCAGUCGGGCGAUCUGCGCCGAGCGUUCGAGAUCUGCCGGCGCGCCCUUGACCUGGUGGAAAACGAAACGCGUCUCCAGCACGAAAACGAAGCCAGGGAGCAGCUCCUGCUCGCGACGCCGUCGCGCAAAGUCCUCGGCGAGAAGCGCAACCUCGCCUCCUCUCCAGGACGUCCGGCCGGAGCGCAAUCCAUAUCCGCCGAGCUCCGCAGAUCCCUCCAGACCCUCACGGUUGAAACCGCCCCGCGCGUCACCAUCGCGCACCUGAACAAAGUCACCGCGGCCGCCUUCAGCAAUGGUGCCGCCCAGCGCCUUAAGACCCUCAACCUCCAGCAAAAAGCCGCCCUGUGCUCUCUGCUCGCCAUCGAGAAGCGCAACCGUGCAGCCGCCCAGGCCCAGGCGCAAACCACUACCACCUCAUCCGCUUCCACCCCAACAACCCCAUCUUCCUCCUCCAAGCCCCGCGGCGGCGGCGGCGGCGUGUCCGCCCCGACAAUCAAAACCCUCUACGAGUCCUACUGCACGCUCUGCACGGAUGACUCGCUGUUGCACCCGCUCUCGAGCUCCGAGUUCCGCGAGGUCAUCAGCAGCCUGGAGACGCUCUCGCUCAUCACGCCCGUCGACGGCAGGAUGGGCGCGCUGCAGGGAGGGAUGGUGGCGCCCACCGCCGCGGCCGCGGCCACGACUCCCACCAGCGGCAGGCGCGGGAGACGGAGGAAGGAUGGGUUUGCUUGGGGACUGGGCGCCGGCGGGAAUGGAGGGGGCGCGCUGAUGGCGGACGAGAGGAGAGUGGCCAGCUGUGUGGGCGAGCGCGAGGUGGAGAUGGCGGUUGUCGAGGGGAUGGGCGCGGGGAUUCUGAGUGGGAUCUUGAGUGGCAAGGCGCUGGACUGAGUUCUGGGCCCCUAAGAAGGGCGGUAGGGAGGAUAUUGUUCAUGGUUUGCUUUGGCGGGUUUGUUCGGCGGGUUUGUUUGCCGAGUCAAGGGCGUCAUGCAAAGAAAGGAGCUCGUUGUGUGUUCGUUUACGCAUGGCAUGGCGUGGCAGGGCAUGGCAGGGAAUAGCACGGCAUAGCCAGGUGCGGCGCUGCGAGGAGUUGUAUAUGGCUUUUUGUUUGGUUUGCAGAUGGGCGUUUGGAGUUGGUCUGGCUUGGCUUGUGGUUACCUAGACACGGGGUCUUGUAUCAGCUUAGUUAGACCUCCCUGCUGA